Messenger RNA from Carassius auratus (goldfish), 522 nucleotides. RefSeq names its product glycine-rich cell wall structural protein 1-like. Lineage: Eukaryota; Metazoa; Chordata; Actinopteri; Cypriniformes; Cyprinidae. The record is from RefSeq and is a predicted model, not a curated record. The transcript has a single exon. The coding region runs from base 1 to 522 and encodes 173 amino acids.
AUGCUCUGCAGAAAAGGCAGAAGGCUGAGGAGGAAGUACUCAUCAGAAGUCUGUGAUGGUGGUGUUGGUGUUGGUGAUGGUGGUGUUGGUGAUGGUAGUGGUAGUGAUGGUGUUGGUGGUGGUGUUGAUGUUGUUGGUGGUAGUGGGGGUGGUAUUGGUGAUGGUGGUGGUAGUGAUGGUGUUGCUGGUAGUGGUGGUGGUAUUGGUGAUGGUGUUGUUGGUGUUGGUGAUGGUGGUGGUGUUGGUAUUGGUGAUGGUGUUGAUGAUGGUGGUGGUGGCGGUAGUGAGGGUGUUGGUGUUGAAGGUGGUAUUGGUGAUGGUGUUGAUGGUGGUGGUGUUGGUGAUGGUGGUAGUGAGGGUGUUGGUGUUGAUGGUGUUGGUGGUGGUAUUGGUGAUGGUGUUGAUGGUGGUAGUGUUGGUGGUGUCGUUGAUGGUGGUGGUAGUAAUUGUGUUGGUGGUAUUGGUGAUGGUGGUGGUAGUGGUGGUGGUGGUAUUGGUGAAAGUGAUAGUAACAUAAUGUAA